This is a messenger RNA of Racocetra fulgida, 348 nucleotides long. The record is from the annotation of a GenBank genome assembly. NCBI's taxonomy places the organism in Eukaryota, Fungi, Glomeromycota, Glomeromycetes, Diversisporales, Gigasporaceae.
AUGCCUACCUGUACUUCUUGUAAUCAUAUACUUCCUCCUGAAGCAUUUAUAUAUAAAAACAAAUCAUAUAAGACAUGUGCUAAAUGCAAAACUAGUAGAGCUAAAAAGAAAAAUUCUGAAAAAGCAGCUGAUACUAAUAGUGAAAAAGCUUCUAUUGAAAUAAUUACAAUUGAUGAAAUUAGUGAUUAUAUUUCUAAUAUGCUUGAUGGAUUAGAAUAUGAUACUGCUCUAUUUUCUACUUUUUAUAUUAAACUUGAUAAAAUUAUUCUUAAUGCUGUUGGUGUAGAUGUUAGAGUAAUGGCUAAAUUAAUUAUCGAUGAAAUUGAAGAAGGAGAUGAUUUCAAAUAG